AUUGAUUGAUCUCCCCGAGCCGGAUCAAAACAAGUGCGUUUUGUUUAUUUUCGUUCAGGAUCCGUUUCAAGGAAGAUUGAGAUCCGGUUAUCUGGUGAUCUGAAAGCCAAAGACGCCAUGCUCAACCUAAACGUGGGCAUCCUGGGCCACGUCGAUUCCGGCAAGACGACGCUGGCGAAAGCGCUGAGCGCAAUAGCCAGCACGGCCGCCUUCGACAAGAACCCCCAGUCCCAGCAACGUGGCAUAACGCUGGAUCUCGGUUUCAGCGCGCUCCAGGUGGACCUUCCUUCGCGCCUUCAAUCGGGAAGCGACGAAAAGCUGCAGUUUACGUUCGUGGACUGCCCCGGGCAUUCCAGCUUGAUUAGGACGAUUAUUGGGGGAGCGCAGAUCAUCGACAUGAUGGUGCUGGUGGUGGAUAUUGGGAAGGGCAUUCAAACGCAAACGGCUGAAUGUUUGGUGAUUGGAGAGCUGACCUGCCGGAGGAUGGUUGUGGCGCUGAACAAGGUGGACACGGUUGAGGAGGGGAAACGGGGGAAGAUCGUUGAGAAGAUGAAGAGAGGCGUUGGGGCGGCGUUGGAGAAGACCGUUUUUGCUGGGUCGCCGAUCGUGGAGAUUUCGGCGGGGAGUGGUUUGAAUUUGGAUCGGUUUUUGGAUGUCUUGACAGGGUUGGCGUUUGUUCCGGAGCGGAAUUUUGAAUUGCCCUUUCUGUUUGCGGUUGAUCAUUGCUUUGGGAUUCGAGGGCAAGGAACUGUCUGCACUGGGACUGUGCUGCAGGGGCAGAUACGGUUGAACGAGGAUGUGGAGAUACCUAGUUUGAAGGUUGUCAAGAAGGUCAAAUCGAUGCAGAUGUUCAAGCAAAGCCAGCAGAUCGCUCGCCAGGGUGAUCGCGUGGGGAUCUGCAUAACCCAGUUCGAUCCAAAGCUGCUGGAACGAGGCUUGUUGUGCCGACCUGGUUACGUGAUGAAUGUGUACGCGGCAGCGUUCCGUUUGAACCGCAUCAAGUACUUUAAGGGACCACUGAAGGACAAGGCCAAGUUUCACAUCACCUGUGGCCACGAGACCGUAAUGGGCAAAAUAACGCUGCUCAAAGGACAAACGUCACAGCAUGAGCUCGUCGAGCAACUUGAUGAUAAUCAACCGGAAGACUCGAACGCGUUCAUCAUCAUCUUGAUCGAAUUCGAGCGACCGAUUCAAGCGGCCCCUAACGCGCUGGUCAUCGGUUCCCGGCUGGACACCGACAUCCACUCGAACACCUGCCGGUUGGCUUUCUAUGGCCAUCUCGCGCAUUGCUGCACCAACGAAAAGGAGUUCCACGCCGAAUUUCUGCCAAAGCUAAACAUCUACAAGGAGAAACGGAAGGUCGGAGUGGUUCAGAGGGUCGUCAGCGACGAGGAGGUUAUUGUUAGCGGGUUGUUCAAAAAAGAAGGCAAUAAUAGGCAAGCAUUUGUGGGUCUCGCAGCGACGCUUGACACCGGGGAGGGUGGCUUAAUUGGCGAUACGUUUGGUGCCGGGUCGAAGGUGCGGUUAAGAUUAACGGACCGGCUGCGGGAGGAGACGAUGAGUAGGUUGAAGCAGAAGGGCGAACAGGUGACGGUUGAGGUGAAAUACAAAAAGUUUAUGUUCCAGAAAGAUGGUGGCAAUAAAAUUGUUCAGUAGAAGUGUAAA
Culex quinquefasciatus (southern house mosquito) is the source of this 1665-nucleotide messenger RNA. It is a transcript of the gene eEFSec, whose product is annotated as selenocysteine-specific elongation factor. The transcript is spliced from 2 exons. Lineage: Eukaryota; Metazoa; Arthropoda; Insecta; Diptera; Culicidae. Gene Ontology annotation, biological process: selenocysteine incorporation. Gene Ontology annotation, molecular function: GTPase activity; GTP binding; translation elongation factor activity. Bases 118 to 1656 code for a protein of 512 amino acids. The record is from RefSeq and is a predicted model, not a curated record.